UUUUGCAGGUAAAGGGUAAUGGAUGUGGUCUGCUGCUUGCAUUUCGGUGAGGAACGCGUGCGCGAUCGGAUAAUCAGAAUCGGGAGGCGGGGGCGCGGUCACAGCAGCAAAACCGUUGGCUCUUCAGUUGGGUUUGGUACGCGAAUCGUGUCUGCACAUUUUCUCCAAGUUUGGCGCAACUGCAAGCUUAGUAUAUAUAUACAAAUAAAUAUAUAUAUAUACAUAUAUAUACCCCAAUACAAACCCCAACAAAAACUUUUUUUUCACAAUUUUCUUUUUCUUUUCUUAACCCUAUACUGUCGUGCAAAAAUAAUUAUUUUUUAAUUGAAGGAUUAAUUGAAAGGAAAUAAAGAGAAUGCAUUUAGAAAUUAUUUGACAAAGAAAAAAUGAUUUUGCAAUUAUUUCAAAUUGGAACUGUCCUUUGGGCGAGACUGCAGUUUCCAGUAUUGCACCAGAAGAUUAUGCAGACGUUCAACUUCUCCCUUAUGCUAGCCGAUUGACAGUUCAACAAUAGACGAUAAACAAAAUGGACGAAGGGGAGAAAUAAAGAAUCGAGGAAUUAAACCGUAAAGAAAAAUUUUUUAAAAAAAUAAAAACAAAAAAAAAUACUGCAAGCAAACUAAAGGCGACGAAAAAAACAAAAUGAAGCGUGUUCGUCGAAAAAGAAGUGUGAAAGAGAGAGAGAAGGAAAAAAAAGUGAUGAGAGUUAAAUUUAACAAAUUGGAAAUCUAAUUGAAAUUAAGUGGGGCAAAAGGGGAAAUUCGAAUUCACCAUUUUAGAGAGCGAGAGAGAGAGAAAAGAGAGAAAGGGAGAAAUGGUGUCGAAAGGUAUAUUGCUCGUGGUAAUGAUUCAUUUGUUCCACGGUUCGGUUCAUGUGCAUGGCAGUUACUUUGGAUCAACGACAGUGACGAGGAGCGGAAGUGGCGUCAAGAUUGGCAGCACUGAACGUGGCGCCGUUUCCAGGGGACUGGGCAUUGGCUCAGGAAGAGGAAAUUCCGGAAUACGUAUUGGCGAGGGUCGAAUACACAACUCAACAAGACAGAAACCAAUACCAACAACAUCAACUACAACAACCGCUCAACCUUUUUACACUCAACCAUCAGAAACCAUCAGUCCUGGUGACAGCACUAAUAUUACUUUCCUGAAGGUGGGUCUAGUGGUGCCGUACAAGUCUUUUGGCGUUCGUGAUUAUUCCAAGGCAGUGACAAAAGCUACCAACAUGCUGCAGAAGAGCACUAGAGGUCCAAAACUCGAACUAUUUCAACGUUACGGCAUUCAUGUAAAGGUCACUAUGCUGGAAUUAACCCCGAGUCCCACGAAUAUUCUGGAUUCUUUAUGUAAGGACUUUCUCAUGUUCAAUGUAUCUGCUAUCCUUUAUCUCAUGAACUAUGAACAAUAUGGGAGGAGUACGGCCAGCGCUCAAUACUUUCUACAACUGGCUGGUUACUUGGGAAUACCUGUGAUAGCAUGGAAUGCCGAUAAUUCGGGUCUUGAAAGGCGAGCCUCGCAGAGUAGUUUACAACUUCAAUUGGCGCCAUCGCUCGAACAUCAAACUGCCGCCAUGUUAAGUAUAUUGGAACGUUACAAGUGGCAUCAAUUUAGUAUUGUGACAUCGCAAAUCGCUGGCCAUGACGAUUUCAUUCAGGCAGUGAGAGAACGUAUUUCCGAUAUGCAAGACACAUUCAAGUUCACUAUCUUAAAUGCCGUCCAGGUCACGAAACCUCACGAUCUUCACGAACUAGUGAACAGUGAAUCAAGGGUAAUGCUUCUCUAUUCGACGAGGGAAGAAGCAGCUCACAUAUUGAAAGCUGCACGUGAUCUCAAAAUUACGGGUGAAAAUUACGUUUGGGUUGUUACUCAAAGCGUCAUUGAGAAUCUGCAAACACCACAUCAAUUCCCUGUUGGAAUGCUCGGCGUUCAUUUCAAUACAAGUAGUACUAGUUUGGUGAACGAAAUAGCAACGGCAGUAAAAGUAUAUGCUUAUGGAGUGGAGGAUUUUGUCAACGACCCUGCAAACUCAAAUCUUGUUUUAAACACACGUCUGAGUUGUGACGGUCCCGGGGAAUCAAGAUGGGACACUGGAGACCGAUUUUUCAAAUAUUUAAAAAACGUCUCAGUUGAGAGCGAUCCUGGCAAACCAAACAUCGAAUUUACGCAAGAUGGUGUUCUUAAAGCUGCAGAAUUAAAAAUAAUGAAUCUUCGUCCCGGAGUGAGCAAGCAACUUGUUUGGGAGGAGAUUGGAGCGUGGAAAUCAUGGGAAAAAGAGGGUUUGUAUAUAAAGGAUAUAGUGUGGCCGGGUAAUACACAUACACCACCUCAGGGUGUGCCGGAGAAAUUUUAUUUGAAAAUCACGUUUUUGGAGGAACCACCUUACAUCAAUCUGGCACCACCGGAUCCAGUGACUGGCAAAUGCUUGAUGGAUCGAGGAGUACAUUGUCGAGUUGCUAAAGAAGCUGAUAUGGUUGAAAUGGACAUGCAAUCUGCCCAACGAAAUGAAAGCCUUUAUCAGUGUUGCAGUGGAUUUUGCAUUGAUUUACUUCAAAAAUUUUCCGAGGAAAUUGGUUUUACGUACGAACUUGUCAGAGUUGAGGACGGUAAAUGGGGCACUUUGGAGAAAAAUGGAAAAUGGAAUGGACUCAUAGCUGACUUGGUGAAUCGAAAAACGGAUAUGGUGAUGACGUCUCUGAUGAUAAAUUCGGAAAGAGAAGCAGUGGUCGAUUUUACAGUGCCAUUUAUGGAAACUGGUAUUGCCAUUGUUGUUGGCAAAAGAACAGGCAUCAUUUCACCGACGGCAUUUUUAGAACCCUUUGACACAGCCUCGUGGAUGCUGGUCGGCAUUGUCGCCAUACAUUCUUCAACAUUUAUGAUUUUCUUCUUCGAAUGGCUCUCACCAUCCGGUUUCGACAUGAAGGUAAACCCUUCAGGCGCUGCCCGGAAACUGACAAAUCCACCACAAACACAUAGAUUUUCUUUGUGUCGAAUUUAUUGGUUGGUAUGGGCUGUCCUUUUCCAAGCAGCCGUCCAUAUUGAUUCACCAAGAGGAUUUACCUCCAGAUUCAUGACGAAUGUAUGGGCAAUGUUUGCCGUGGUUUUUCUUGCCAUAUACACUGCCAAUUUGGCGGCCUUCAUGAUAACAAGAGAAGAAUAUUACGAUUUCGCGGGAGUGGACGACGCUAGAUUAUCGAAACCAUGGUCCCAUAAACCAAUGUUCAAAUUUGGCACUGUCCCAUUUACACACACGGACAGUGCACUCUCAAAAUAUUUCAAAGAAAUGCACUCCUACAUGUCACUCUACAACAGAUCAAGCGUUGCCAAAGGAAUCGAAUCAGUAGAUAAUAGGGAAUUGGAUGCCUUUUUUUACGACGGUACUGUACUUGAUUAUCUCGUGGCACAGGAUCAAGACUGUCGUCUCUUAACUGUCGGCUCUUGGUACGCUAUGACCGGAUACGGUCUCGCUUUUCCCAGACAUUCCAAAUAUCUUCAAAUGUUUAAUAAACGUUUGUUGGACUAUCGAGAUAACGGCGAUUUGGAGAGACUCAGAAGAUAUUGGAUGACGGGAACAUGUAAACCGGAUAAGGAAGUUCAGAAAAGCAGUGAUCCUUUGGCUCUCGAGCAAUUUUUAAGUGCAUUUCUUAUGCUCAUGUUUGGAAUUUUUGUUGCAUCUGUAUUAUUAUUGUUGGAAUACUUAUAUUUCAAGUACAUUAGACAUCAUCUCGCAAAAAGUGAUCGAGGCGGAUGUUGCGCAUUACUCAGUCUGAGUAUGGGCAAAUCGUUGACAUUUCGAGGCGCUGUCUAUGAAGCUCAAGACAUUCUCAAGCAUCACAGAUGUAGAGAUCCAAUUUGUGAUACUCAUUUGUGGAAAGUCCGACAUGAACUAGACAUGGCGAGGCUUAGGAUAAGGCAGCUAGAAAAGGAUCUUGAAGUGCACGGGAUUAAACCCUCCCAAACCAAGAGGAAAUCCGGAAGUCUCAGCUGGUGGCGUGGAUGCUUGCAACCAUCGGAGUAUCCAUCACAUGCCGAAUCACUCUCAGUCGAAGCACCACAUCCGUUACCCCCAUAUUUUGAUUCGUUUGUCGAUGCUGUUGAAGUUUCCAAGCCACGGGACAUGACCAAAACAACCAUUGUAAACACAGAAUACGAUGAGUGUUUUUUACCUACUGAAAUUUACAGAUUCCCCGAUGAGGACACGACAAUUACUGAAAUUGCGGAAAUUGAAACUGUUCUGUGAUGCUCGUAUCUGGCCUUUGACAGUUUCCAUUGGAGACAAAAGAAAUUUUCUACGAGUUCAGUGAAAAUUAAUUUCUCCAAUGAAAUUCAUCGCUUCAAGGGACUUUAAACAAAAAUGAAUUGAACCUCAUUUAAAAAUUAUAAUCACGAGGAACAUUCAAGUAUGUAUCACCCAAUUGACAAAAAAAAAGAGAAAAAAACAAUUUCCACGGAACACCGAUUUAUAACAUCGAGCAGCCAAUUUUUCUUGGCUAUAUUAUACGUAAAUACCAGGUAUGAAUGUUUUAUUAAUGUUUCGAAAUUUUAAUGCUCAUGACAUCAAUUGCAUAAAAAAAAAAUAAUUACAAAACUGAUGGCAAAAAAAAGGGCAUCAAGAAAAAUUUGAUAAUUCAGUGCCUCCACUCAUUCCCCGAAAAAAAGCAUUUUUCCGAAUUUUUUAAUCAUCUCAUUAAAAUGCAUUUCAAUAUUAUAUAUAAAUUUAAUAUAUUCAGAAAGAAAAAUGUAUAAAAACCCCAUCAUAAAAAAAAUU
Leptopilina heterotoma is the source of this 4756-nucleotide messenger RNA. RefSeq names its product glutamate receptor ionotropic, NMDA 2B (gene Nmdar2). The coding region runs from base 815 to 4228 and encodes 1137 amino acids. Gene Ontology annotation, cellular component: postsynaptic membrane; plasma membrane. Gene Ontology annotation, biological process: modulation of chemical synaptic transmission; monoatomic ion transport; synaptic transmission, glutamatergic. Gene Ontology annotation, molecular function: transmitter-gated monoatomic ion channel activity involved in regulation of postsynaptic membrane potential; NMDA glutamate receptor activity. The transcript has 19 exons. NCBI's taxonomy places the organism in Eukaryota, Metazoa, Arthropoda, Insecta, Hymenoptera, Figitidae. The record is from RefSeq and is a predicted model, not a curated record.